Darwinula stevensoni is the source of this 1521-nucleotide messenger RNA. The record is from the annotation of a GenBank genome assembly. Lineage: Eukaryota; Metazoa; Arthropoda; Ostracoda; Podocopida; Darwinulidae.
UUUCCAGGAACCUUCUUUCCUAAAGAAGGAGGUGACGAGAAUAAGGACAGGCAUGGUAUUCUACUCUUCGCUCAGAGCUCGAAGCGGAACAUCACCAUCCUCCCCAUUGUCUCCCAACGCGGAAGUGGAAUAACGUGGAUGACAGCAGAGAAGCUCCCUAAGGCGUAUGGAGAGUGUCAGAUCUCACGAAUCAACAAAAUCAUCUUUCGAGGGAAGACAAAAGUGACAUGGCAAAGACACACAAUUACCAUUUUAUGCUCAAUGGACAGGGAGUUGGCAGGAUUACCUCCGCUCAACCCAGAAGAAUACGGGAUAAGGCAACGUCAUAGAAUGCUGGAUCUGGUUGACGAUCUCGGAGUCGAAGGAUCGGGGAAAUUCGUGCAAAAAUUAGAAGAAUCGGGUGAUAUGGAGCAAUUGCUGAGAUGCAUGGAGAUGUUGAACACAGAUGACAGGGCUGCGGUGCUGAGAUACAUGGCCGACUUGGACAAAAAAGAGACGGCUACGUUGCUAGGGAGACUGACGCGGUUGGAUUCCGUUCAGGGGUCUAUGGAGCUAAGAAGAAAGGGUGAGGUCGUAUUCUUGUCCACUGCCAUCUUCAGUCUCCUCUUGUACUCGAUUCAAGAUUUUUCCCUCUAUUUCCAGCGCGGUUGGAUCCUGUUCAGGGAGAAGUUGUUGAAUCCUGUUCUGGAGCUUCAGGAGCUUUUUGUGCUGAGAAGCAUGGAGGAAUUGAACACAGAUGACAGAGUUGCAGUGGAGAGAAGCAUGAAGGAGUUGAACACUGAUGACAGGAUUACAGUGGAGAGAAGCAUGAUGCGGUUGGAUCCAGAUGACAGGUCAGCAGUUUGGAGCAGUAUGGGUGAGGCAAGACUCUUAUCCACUGCCUUCCUCAUUCUCCUCUUGUACUCGAUUCAACAUAUUCUCUUUUUUCCAGCGGAAUUGAACACAGAGGGCAGGGCUGCGGUGCUGAGAAGCAUGGUGGAGUUGAACAAAGGUGACAGGGUGGCAGUGCUGAGAACCAUGGGUGAGGCAGGAUUCUUGUCCACUGCCCCUUCGGUCUCCUCUUGUACUCGAUUCAAGAUUUUAUCUCUUUUUCCAGCGGAGAUGAACAAAGGUGACAGGGUUGCGGUGCUGAGAUGCAUGGGGGAUCAUGACUUGACUGGAGCCUGCAAUCUGUUCGGAUUUUUCGAGAUGAUCGGACUCCAUCGGACAAAGGGUUUAUUUCAAAGUCUCGAGCAACUAUCAGAGUACAAGCACCUUCAGCUUAUGGGCCAAAUCGCCGGACUGAAUGUGAAGCGGCCUCAAAAGAACAGUAUACCUGAGACUUUGGAACGCUACGACAGGAGAAACCCAUGGUGCAACUGCACAAUCUUGUAUGUACCUAUUCUUGGCUUCUCUUUCAAACGGUGCGACGAAGUUGAAGCAUUUGUUGAUAUCCCACAGCGACUUCCAGCAAUGCAGAUGAUUUGCUCAGCUUUUCCCUUGUUGAAUCUCAUUCUUAUAUCCUCCAAUGAUCCCGUUUGA